This is a messenger RNA of Cucurbita pepo subsp. pepo (vegetable marrow), 2482 nucleotides long. The record is from RefSeq and is a predicted model, not a curated record. NCBI's taxonomy places the organism in Eukaryota, Viridiplantae, Streptophyta, Magnoliopsida, Cucurbitales, Cucurbitaceae.
CCGCCCUCGCUGUGCGGGGGCGGCGGCAAUGUGUGGAAUCGCUUUGGUCGUUUCAGGCUGUCGCCUUGAUUUAUCGUCUCUACAUGUAGACGCCAGAGCUUCGUCUCCUCAUCCAGUGCACGAGGAUCUCGAGUUUUCGAUAGAUGAUCUUAAAGCGGCAUUGCGGAGAAGGGGCCCCGAUAGCUUAGGCGGAGUGAAGGUUUUUAUUUCCUCAAUAUGUUCUAAUCCUGGUGAAGUGCAGCAGUUUGAGUGUUUCGUUGAGAGGGUUGAUUGUGGAGUUGCAUUUCAAAAUCAAAAUGAUCAACACGAGAUGGAAAAUGGAAGGAUUCUCCAUUCACAUGACAGUUGUAGUAGUCUCAUCUCUGGUGCGCAGUUUUAUUUUCUGGGGGCUACAUUACAGCUUAGAGGGCUUAACCCUAUUGUUCAGCCACUGAUGGAUGCUUCCCGCAAUGUUCUUGUUUACAAUGGUGAAAUAUUUGGAGGAAUACACGUUGAGUAUCAUCAAAAUGAUGCUGAAGCUCUUAUGCAAGCUCUUGGGAAUUGUUGCGCAAGUAAUGUUAGUUUAGAUACGAGCACAUGUGUAGGGGAAUGUAAGAGAGAAAGCACUAUUGUAGACGUUCUUUCAAACAUUCAAGGGCCAUGGGCAAUCAUCUACUUCGCGGAUAGUGCAAAAACUUUGUGGUUUGGUAGGGAUGCCUUUGGUAGGCGAAGUCUUCUUGUUCACUGGCCAACCGUGGAGGAUUCUCGGUUUCUUUUGUCUUCUGUAUCACCAGCUUCCUCCAUGUUUCACGACUCUGGACAUGACAAUGAUAAUGGUACUUGUGAAGUGAGCUUCUGGGAAGAACUUCCAUGUGGGAUUUACAGCAUCUCUUUUGAUGCUCGGAGCACGGACGGUUGCCUGGUUGGUGAAGUCAAAAGGCAUGAAUGGACCAAUGAGUCACUGAAAGAACUUGUCGAGUGGAAGAGAACUUGUAUAGUACCUAAACCUGGAGACAUCUCCUCUUCAUAUCACGAGGAUCUUUUGUCACAGCAUGAAAGUAAUUCAGCAUGUUUGCAUAACUUGCAAUCAGUAUCAGAGGGUAUCCAAGCUCCUGUUUCAACACCUGCGGAGAUUCUGCUGGAUGCUCUAAGGAAGUCUCUUAUCAGGCGUACUUCACUUUAUACAAUUUUCCAGGGUACAACAUCUGCUUCCAGAAAAGCAGAACUUGGUCCUGUGGCCAUUCUUUUUUCCGGUGGAUUGGAUUCUAUGAUACUAGCAGCAUUACUGGACGAGUGCCUUGAUGCCUGUUAUGUGAUAGAUCUUCUUAAUGUCAGCUUUGAUGGAUGUUCCGCGCCUGAUCGAAUCUCAGCGAAGGCUGGAGUUCAGGAACUGACAAGAAUUGCCCCUCUAAGAAGGUGGAAGCUGGUUGAGAUUGAUGCUGAUUUGUCAAAUUUGACCUCCGAAACCAAGCAUGUCAUGUCUCUAAUAAAUCCUGCAAAUACAUACAUGGACCUGAAUAUUGGAAUAGCUUUGUGGCUGGCCUCUGGUGGCGAUGGUUGGAUUUAUGAAUCAAUCGACAAGGAUGAUAAGUUUCAUCGACGUGUAAAAUAUAAGUCUCAGGCCAAGAUUCUCCUUGUUGGUUCUGGUGCCGAUGAGCAAUGUGCUGGUUAUGGUAGGCAUCGAACAAAAUAUAGACAAGGGGGCUGGCAUCUUUUAAAUGAGGAAAUGAAGUUGGAUAUUCAGAGAAUCUGGAAGAGAAAUCUUGGGAGAGAUGACAGAUGUAUUGCAGAUAAUGGGAAGGAGGCUAGAUUUCCCUUUCUGGAUGAAGACGUUAUACAUACAUUGCUAGCAUUUCCUCUAUGGGAGGUUACCGACCUCGAGAAACCUGCUGGAACCGGUGAUAAGAAGAUACUUAGGGAGGUUGCGAAAUUACUCGGUCUGCACGAAGCAGGGGCUCUACCUAAAAGAGCAAUACAGUUUGGCUCAAGGAUUGCGAGGGAAUCAAACCGCAAGAACUUCGGAAGCAACCGGGCUGCUAAUCAGGCCUCAGCAGGAAGUGUGAAGUUCAACAAGCAUUCUGUUCUUCAGUAGACUCAUCCUCUGGCUCAAGGCAGUAGAAUACGAGCAGCUGAGCUUUAUCUAUACGGGAUAAGUUGAAGAGAACCCAGACUCGUUAUUCUGGUCAGAGCUAAAAGGGAAGAAAUGGGCAAUUGCCCUGUUUUCUCUAAUUUGCUAUCUCAAUUAGAAAGUUAAAAUGGAAGAGUUUGCUGAAAUUUUUGGCUUCACACUUUGAAGCAACACCUCUUUAAUACACAGUAUAUUUGUGGUCAUAAUUGCAUCUAAUCUAUCCCAAAUAGUGUUUGGAUUUUGAGUAGAAUUAAGCUGCUGUUUUAGAUUGAUGUAGUCAUUUGACUGAGUUGAAUGUUUACUGUAGAAGAUGAACACAGAUAUAUAUUGUGGAAGAAGGGAUGGAUAAAUCCUUGUGGUUUAUUGUGAUGAUAA